Molecule: messenger RNA, 2894 nt
Organism: Leptidea sinapis
Lineage: Eukaryota; Metazoa; Arthropoda; Insecta; Lepidoptera; Pieridae
Gene: HDAC11
Product: histone deacetylase 11
Exons: 8
Coding region: 178-1191 (337 amino acids)
Molecular function (GO): histone deacetylase activity
Source: RefSeq, a predicted model, not a curated record
UUGAAUGUUGAUGUUAUUAUAAUUAAAUAUUGCUGGGUACCUUUAUUUGUAUAAUAAUUUUAAAAGGUAGUACUUAUCUAAAAUUAUAAAUAUUUCUGAAGAAGGCUAUUUAUUACAGUCAUCCGAUAGGCUGCAUAAAAAUGUGAAAUGGUUUAAGUGGUUUGUAGCAAUAAAACAAUGUCGAGACUGUAUUUCGAUAUCAGAGAGGAUCAGUGGCCACUGGUUUAUCAUGACAAAUACAAUGUAUCAUUUUGUGGCUUUGAGAAAUUUCAUGUGUUUGACUCUAAGAAAUGGGGUAACAUAGUACAGAUACUUAAGGAUGCCAAUUUUAUAUCUGUGGAUUGUUUGGUGAAACCUAAUGAAGCAAAUGAAGAUGACUUACUUAUUGUUCAUACUAAAAAGUAUCUGAAGUCUUUAAAGUGGAGUACUAAUGUGGCAAUAAUAGCUGAGGUGCCUAUUAUGUCAUGUGUACCAAAUGUUUUUGUGCAGAGAGCAUAUUUGAAACCCAUGAGGCUACAAACAGGUGGAUCUAUAUUGGCAGGGAAACUAGCAUUGGAGAGAGGAUGGGCUAUCAACAUCGGUGGGGGGUUCCAUCACUGCAGCAGUACAAAGGGUGGGGGCUUCUGUCCGUAUGCUGACAUAACAUUGCUUAUCAAGUUUCUUGUUAUGUAUAGGAGUGUGCAGAAUGUAAUGAUCGUUGACUUGGAUGCUCAUCAGGGCAAUGGCUAUGAGAGGGAUUUUCUCGGAGUUCCCGAAGUAUAUAUAAUGGACAUGUACAAUAAAUAUAUUUAUCCCAAAGAUGAGAAAGCGAAAGGUGCUAUCAGAAGGAAGAUAGAGUUAAAUAACAGAGUUGAGGAUCUCGAAUACAUGGUGAAGUUGAGGCAGAAUUUAAAGGCCGCAUUAAAGGAAUUUAAGCCCGACAUAUUGGUUUAUAACGCCGGAACAGACAUUCUCGAUGACGACCCACUAGGACACAUGCACAUCAGUGAUAUUGGUAUAAUAAAACGUGAUGAGUUCGUGUUUGAAAUGUGCAAGGCUCACAAAAUCCCCAUUGUGAUGCUAACAAGUGGGGGCUACCUUCGAAAGACCGCCAGAAUUAUCGCCAACUCUAUCGUCAAUCUGAAAAACAAAAAUCUCAUUGGUAACGAGCCCAGAAACUUUGCAGAGCGAACUCCUGAAACCCGCGAGUAGAAUAUCAUUCUUCAAGUAGACUUGAUGAAGUAGAUCAUGUAGUUAAAUAUCUCGAUUAAUGUCAUGAUAUGAAGAGAUUGUUAUAAAAAAAAACUAACCGACGAAUUGAGAACCUUCUUCUUUUUUGAAGUCUGUUAAAAACAAUGGAUGCCUCGACGGGGUAAUGUAUAGAAAUAAUAUUUGAAAUGCGAUACUACUAAAUACAUAGUCUUUCUAAAAGACUUCAUGAAAAUGUAACAUUGAUAGAAUGGAUUUUUAAUAUACUUUCCCAUACUUAGCACAUCAAAGAAGGUAUGACCGAAUGGGAAUAAUUCUCUUUUUGGAAUAGCGAUACUAUUGAAUGCACAGUUAUGUAUUCUUUCGAAAAGACUUCAUGAAAUAAUGUCGAUUGAAUGUAUUUUUAACAUCCUUCUAUCGAUUGAAGAAUCCUCAAGGUUAUGAUUAAUCCAUCAUAAAACUUAAUGACCGAAUGUCUUUCGAGAAGACGUCAUAAAUAAUGUGAAAAUAGACGAAAUUUAUUUUAAAUCUAUUUAACAGCUGACGUAAAUGGAUGACCGGCAGGGAAAUUGGAUGACCGGUUGGGAAAAUACUCUCGUUUUAGCUCGCAAUACAGUGAUACAAUAUUCCUGAAACCUUAUUAAUGAAAUGAUAGAAUGCUAAUUUUGUUAAGGUUUACAAUAAGCAGAGAAUGUAUAUUGACUCCUCAGAAAAAUGAAAACGUUUUUGAGUAAAAUACGAAAUGUAAUCUAGCAAAAAAUGUGCUAAAUGGAACGAAGUCUAUUGAAAUCAUUAAUCAAAACGUUUAAAACUUUGAAUAAAAUUAAAUUCCGUAAUAUGUAUUGUUCUAGUUGCACAACGAAAAAAUUAAAUAAUUGUUUUUUCACAAUAAUUAAUAGCAAUUUAGUCUUUUAAAUGUACUUCUUAAUCUCAAAUUAAUUAUAAUAUUAUGUAGGGUGCUAUUUGUGUACUUUUUGUUUUCGUGUUUUUUUUUACAAAUAAUUCAAUUCCGACCACUCGAUCACACGGCGCUAUAUGAGGGUAGUUUUAAAAUUGUUCAACAAGCAAAUAAUAACCGUGACCAUGAGUGACUGUUCACACACACUCAAACAGACUCGAGAAUAAGUAAGAGAUGAAAUAGGUAUCGAAGAGAUUUUAAUGGAAAUUAUUAUUACUAAAGAUCAGUAUUGAUAAUAUUAUUAGUAUACUUUGGUGUUUAUCACCACCGAGAAAAUUUAUCGUAUUUUGGCUGUGUAAUAUUAUAGUAAAUAUUCCCGAUGUGUUAUCAGACUACAUCAGCUCUGUAAGAAAAAAACGAUUCACUCGAUUGUAUGAAACGUGCAGUCAUUGACAGAUGACGGCUAUAAUCCUGUAAAAAACAGAGAUAGCUGGAUUAUACUUCGAUCGCCAAUCGCUAUACUGUAUUUACUACUAUUUCAAAGUUAUAUGUAACCACGGCACGUUUCAUACUAAUUUUACUCAGGUAGUCCUGCCUCUUAUUACGUAGUAUUUACAUUCUCUUUUGACUACAUAAUGAGACAUAGAGAAAAAACCUAAACCUAAAUGAUUUUAACAUAGAUUCGUUUAUUGUAUAUUUUCUAUUUUGUAAACGUUAUGGCGCAUUCCAUAUAUAUUCUGUGAUUUUAGAUUUGUGUAUGUGAUACAUAAAAUGAUCUCAUUAUUUCGUGCCAAAAAUAUAAUAUAUG